GUAAGGCAACGAAACAAAGCACCCCAGCUUGUGCUGAUUGAUGAUGCGUCCUAGACUUAUUUAGUGUCUGCCCGACUGUUAACUGUCGACACCACAAAUCGCUUUCUUCAACAUGGGUCCUAGAAAGCGUGCAAAGCCCAAUCCAGCAGAGGCCAGCUCAGCCAGUCUCCCAACCACCAUGCCAUCCCAGCCGAGCACUGCGUCACAGGCCAGUUCGGCGUCAACAGCAAAUGCCACAACCAGCCCUGGGACACCGUUACCAUCCCAGCAAGAUGAGCCUGCUCAUUCCGGAGGCUCGGCUCAGAAGCCAUCUCAGCAGGUCCAUAAGACGCGAAGCUGGUACGGGUCCUGGCCGCGAGCUCCCAAAUCCACAGCCUCUACUCAAGUUGCACGGGAAACUAUACUGGGAGGGACAACAAAACCCAAAGCGACUGCAGACUUCAGCCGCUUCGACACGAAGAGAGCUACAGACUCUGCGAGCCUCGACAGUACGACUUCGUUACCGAACAUACCCGAGAAUGGAAAGGACACGGAGGGUGGGGAUCAGGAAGAUUCGGGGAGCGCACAGGAUAAUGCAUCAACAGUCCAGGCCAACGGCGAACCUCCGCAGCCUGACGUUCCCGUUCCUGAUAGCGGCGGAGGCGCCAUGGAGACAGACAGAGAGCAGCAACCACCUCCUCCGACGGAGCCACAGCGGCCAUCGACCUCCUCUGGGUGGCUAGGGUGGAUUUGGUCGCCAUCAACACCGGGACAGCCACAGCCUAUAGCUCCGGAACCCACCCCUGCGGAACUGGAAAAUGAGGCGGAUAAGGAGGAGGCAGCUGAAGGGGUAGUUUCGGCGCCACCUGCAGAGCCGGUCACAGAGCCGGUCCCAGAGCCGGUUGCCCAGGCCUCUCUUCAGGACCAGCAACAGUCGGCACGCGAAAGUUCCUGGUUCGGGUUCUGGCCAUCGAGAGGUACAGAUCAGGCUGCUGCACCGAACACGCCUGCUUCUGCAGCAGGGUCGAAUCAACCAGCCGAGCCCGUCAGUGGCCCCGAAGACGUGGUGAUGGAGGAUGCGCCCCCUGUCCAACUACCCGAUCCUCCACCCCCAAAGGCUGGCUCGACGUGGGCAUUUUGGUCGAGAGACUCCGGCCCGAGUUCUGUGAGGACGCCAGCGACGCAGCAAGAGGAAGGGCAACUGGCAGUGAUGGGCGAGACCUCCGAAACGCAUCCAAGGCGGUCGGGCUCGAUCGCGAUGAAGGGCGCUCCUCCGAAGGAGCCACCGUUGAAGGCAGCGGACAAGGACGACCAGUCGAAACCAGCGACCCCGUUGGUCAAGGAGAGUUCGUCCAAAAAGAGUAAGAGGGUCCGCCCACAGUCGAUGGAUAUUGAUGAGCGCUCGCCUUCACGGCCGAGCACACCGAAAUCCGACUCGACAUCUAAGGCCGGACCUGCCAAGACUCCCACGUCUGUCAAGACUGCGGUGCCGAACCUAUUACUCCCUUCAUUCGGUAGUACGUAUCGGAUGAAGAAGAAUCCUUCCAUCCUCAAACAGCUCGCACAGCUUGCACAGCUACUCUUGCGGUCCCAACAGGCACCCGCGAACCAUGUCUUCAUCUCGAACGAACCGCCCAGGGUCAAGAAGGCCCUGGCCAUAGGCAUUCACGGGUUGUUUCCAGCCAACUAUCUGCGGCCCAUGAUCGGACAGCCGACGGGGACCUCGAUCAAGUUUGCCAACCACUGCGCCGAGGCUAUCAGGAGGUGGGCCGACAGCCACGGCUGCGAAACGUGCGAGAUCGAGAAGGUGGCUCUCGAGGGCGAGGGGAGGAUCGCCGAACGGGUGGAGAACCUGUGGAAGCUCCUGCUCAACUGGAUCGAGCAUAUACGCAGUGCAGACCUGAUCAUCCUGGCGUGCCACUCCCAGGGUGUUCCGGUCACGAUCAUGCUGCUCGCCAAGCUCAUCGAGCUUGGCAUUGUGACGAAUGCGAGAAUCGGCGUGUGUGCCAUGGCUGGCGUGUCCCUCGGCCCGUUUCCAGACUACCGGUCCGGUAUGGGAAUUCUCAUGGGCUCGGCGGGCGAGCUGUGGGAGUUCUCCAAGCCUGAGAGCGAGAUAUCGAAGAGGUUGGAGGAGUCUGUGAAGGCGGUGCUAAAUUACGGCGCGCGGAUCACUUACAUUGCGAGUAUGGACGACCAAUUGAUUCCCAUGGAGUCUGCGCUUUAUUCGCCAGCCAACCACCCCUAUAUCUACCGAUCAGUUUUCAUCGACUGUCGGAUCCACGCCCCCGAUUUCAUCGCAAAUCUUGUUGGCUUUGCCCUGAAGUUGCGGAACCUCGGCGUGACCGAUCACGGACUCAUCAGGGAACUCUCAGUCCCGCUUGCUGGCAGCCUUUACUCUGGCGAGGGCCACUCACGGUUAUAUGACGACGAGCAGGUCUACGACCUCGCCGUAACCCACGCCCUAGAAACGACAGACGUCACCGGAGCCCGAUGCGAGAUACAACAGCGACCAACGCAGCAGCAACAACAGCAAAGCGGAAGCAACAGCAGCAACAGCAGCAGCAGUAGCAACAACCCGUAUCACCUGCCGUGGAUCAUGCGCGGCCUCCUGGAGGAGGAGUUCGUCCGCUCAGAGCUCGGCGCCGAGACGGCGGACCUGCUGGCGCAGUUCGACGACUGGAAGCCCGUCACCAAGGCGCUUAAGGAUGUCAAGUACCGGCUUGAGGCUGUUAGGUCGAAGCUGUGAGGGUUUUGUUUUCUUUCUUCUUUGCAAGCGGUGGUGUUUUGUUUUUAUCCUUGUCUUCUUGUUCGGGACAGGGGAGAGGGGGGGAGGAUGGCGCCUAAUCUAGACUGGUAGAUGUGUUUAGAGAUCGAUACCCGGGUGUGGAUGGCUCACCCUAUUUUCUGGACGUCCGAUAUCUGACUAUGACAUGGCACGCGAGGCUUCACUUGCGAGGUUCGCCUGUGUGCAGAUACGCAGGCCAGGGAUAUUUUCCAUGGUAUGGGGUUCUUGGUGUAACUGUCUUUUCUUCUACUGUACAACAGAGAGAGUCUAUAUUUACAAAUGUGAACGGACAUUGUAUUUUGAUA
Phialemonium atrogriseum is the source of this 3069-nucleotide messenger RNA. RefSeq lists its product as uncharacterized. The record is from RefSeq and is a predicted model, not a curated record. The transcript is spliced from 6 exons. Lineage: Eukaryota; Fungi; Ascomycota; Sordariomycetes; Cephalothecales; Cephalothecaceae. Bases 113 to 2725 code for a protein of 870 amino acids.